Messenger RNA from Dimorphilus gyrociliatus, 642 nucleotides. The record is from the annotation of a GenBank genome assembly. NCBI's taxonomy places the organism in Eukaryota, Metazoa, Annelida, Polychaeta, Dinophilidae.
AUAGUAUGCAAAACUUAUUUAUACUCAAGUUUAAUAUUAGAAAGUUUUUAAUCACCAUUUUACAAGUGCAGUAGACGGAGUGGCAAAUUAAAAUUAUUUUCUUGGCCCUCAGUGACUGUUUUAACGGUAAAAUAAUAUUUUUUAUUGAAAAUGACUACUCCAAACUUUAGUGAAGCCUCCAAUGGUAUUAUGGAAGACCAUACACAGCGUUUUCAUGAUUCUGAAAUAGAAGUUUUAAGCUCUCUAGAAUGGAAAAAUUCCAUUCUAUUGUAUUUUAUUGUUGCUUUGGCAAUUCUAUCAUUUUUGUCUCUCGGUUGUUUGGUGUUUUGGGCGCUAAUAUACCGCAAAGAGGCAAAAAAGGAAAAAGAGGAAGCGGCUGCCAGUUUAAAGCCGACAUAUUGGAAAAAUGAGUAUACGCCAGGUAAAGGAGGUCUAAGUCAAAUACAUCCUCCAAUUAUGGACCUUCAAAAAUGGAAUUCUAUGACUGGCUACUCAGAACAACCCGACUCUAAUCAUAAAAGAAAAAUCAUUUUAAAGAAAUUUGAUUCAGAAGAGAGAAAAAGUGCUAUGGAAAAAAUGAGUAAAGUGACACAAGAAGGAGGCCAAACUUGGAAAUGGAAAGAAAAUCAUUCAAUACAUUAA